AUGACGCGACACUCCUGGAGCCGCGCCGCGUCGCUCGGCGCGGGCGCGCUCCUGUUCGCGCAGCUUCACGUGCAAGGCGUGUUCGGCCUCGGGCAGGACAGCUGCGUCGCGUUCACAUCCUCGCCCUCCUUGUUCGCCAUCGUGAGCGGCGGCAAGGCGGCCCCGAUCUUCCUGUCCGAAGACGAGUGGCCCGGGGUGCAGCGCGCGGCGAGCGACUUCGCGUCGGACAUCCUCGGCGUCGCGGGGGUGAAGCCGUCGCUGAUGAACGUCACGGCCUCCUCCACCUCCUUCCCAAGCUCUACUCCGGUCCUCAUUGGCACGCUGGGGAAAUCGUCGCUGAUCGACGCGGUCGUCAACCGCACAAAGCUCGACGUGUCGUCGAUCGAGGGGAAGUGGGAGGCGUUCAUGUCCGCGGAGGUGGCGAAUCCGUUGCCGGGGAUCCAGAAAGCGUACGUCAUCGUCGGUUCCGACAAGCGUGGGUCGAUAUAUGCGCUGUAUGAGCACUCGGAGCAGUUCGGCGUUUCUCCUUGGUAUUGGUGGGCAGACGUCCCCACGACAAAGCAUAACAACCUCUUCGUCGCUUCGUCCGGAUGCUCGCACGGCACACCGACUGUCAAGUAUCGUGGAAUCUUCCUCAACGACGAGCAGCCUGCGCUACAAAGCUGGGCCAUGGAGAAGUUUACGAACGGAACGGGAGCAUCUUUGACCGGCUCUCCCUUCAACCACUUGUUCUACACCAAACUGUUCGAACUCCUUCUGCGCUUGCGGCCAACUACAUGUGGCCAGUGGAGCAGCGCGUUCGGGGUAGACGAUAGCCAGAACCAGCCCCUCGCAGACUGGUACGGCAUCGUCAUGGGUACUAGCCACGAAGAGCCGAUGAUGCGCUCUGUCCCAGUGGAAUGGGGACUCUUCGGGGGGCGCGGAGCGUGCUCGCCCUACGAGAACGUGAUCACCAUUGGCAUGCGGGGGAACGGCGAUUUGCCUUUGGAGUCGGAAGGAGAUAAGAUUACGCUCAUGGAGAAGAUCGUGAAUGAUGAGCGCCAGCUGCUCCUCGAUGUAUACAACACGACCGACCCGACGACCAUCCCUCAAGUUUGGACAUUAUACAAGGAGGUUCAGCAGUACUACGACGAAGGCAUGCCUGUCCCCGAUGACGUCAUGCUUAUGUGGACCGACGACAACUGGGGAAAUGUACGACGUUACCCGGUCGUCAGCGAGCGGAACAGGACGGGAGGAUCAGGAGUGUACUACCACGUGGACUACGUUGGCGACCCUCGCGACUACAAGUGGAUCACGAGCAGUCAGAUCGAGAAGACUUUCGAUCAAAUGUCGACCGCCGUUGCACGCGAGGCCACAAACAUCUGGAUUUUGAACGUCGGCGACCUCAAGCCCUACGAGAUGCACACCGAGUUCUUCCUGACAUACGGCUACGACGCGACGAAGUGGAACCCGACGAACCUCCGCAGCUUCGUCACAGGCUGGGCACAACGUGAAUUCGACCUUUCUGCAUCCGACGCUGCCGAAGUCGCGAACAUCGUCGCGAACGUCACCCGCCACAACGCUCGCCGCAAACCCGAAAUGUGGAACUCGACCACGUACAGCUUGACUCACUAUCGCGAGGCGGAGAACGUGCUUGCAUCGCUGCAAUCUGCCGCUGACGCCGCUUCGAGAAUUUACGGCUCCCUUUCCGCUGCGGCGAAGCCGUCAUUUUUCGAGCUCGUCUACCACCCGGCGCAAGCGACCUUCACGCUCGCCUCGAUGUGGAUCUCCGCUGGCAUCAACAACCUGCGUGCAUCACAGGCGCGGAUCAGCGCAAACGAGUACAUGGCCCAAGUCGAGCAGCGGUUCGACGAAGACUACGCUCUCGAGGUGGACUACCACGGUCUUUUGGAAGGGAAAUGGGACCACAUGAUGGACCAGACUCACGUCAUGUACUACUACUGGCAGCAGCCUAUGGCUAACACCAUGCCAUUUGUGACGAAGAUGCAGGCCACGAAGCAGGCGCUGUCAGGUGCCAUGCGCAUUGCAGUGGAAGGGAGCGAGGGAGCAUGGCCAGGUGACAACGUCAACAACUGCGCGCAAGGGUACAACUGUGGAAAUCCGUCAUUGACCCUAGACCCUUUCGUACCCACGGGCAAUCGUUACGUGGACGUCGGCGCUGGUGGACCUUCCCCUUUUACGUUCACCGUCUCUAGCAACGCGUCUUGGGUGACGCUCUCUACCACCAAAGGCUCGAUAUCCACCGACAACAGCGAAGAACGAGUCUUCCUGGGGGUUGACUGGGACAAGAUCACCGGAGUGCAAGCUGCAGUCGUCACUAUCAAGGCCACUAUACCCGGUCAAUCGUCCAUGUCGGUCCCUGUUACGUUGACCGCAGACAAGACCGUCGUCCCGAGCGACUUCCAUGGCUUCGUCGAAAGCGAUGGUGCAGUUUCCAUCGAGGCGGCUCAUGCCAUGCGCAAUUCCAGCGUCGAGGGCAUUGCCUGGACAGAAAUCCCUGGCCUUGGUCGCACGUUGUCCGGCAUCACUCCAUGGCCCCGUGGCGGAGCCGAGCUCAACUUCACCGCAGGCAGCGGCCCGAGCAUCGAGUACGACUUCUACCUCUUCAACACGAAGAACCAAGGCGGAAACGUCACCGUCACGACCUUCGUCUCCCCGUCGCUCAACAGCUUGGGCGACAGCCGCCCGCUCGGCAUCGCGCUGCAGAUCGACAACGGGACGCCCAAGACGACUUACUUCGUGCCCAAAACCGCCGCGGGCCAGGUGACGCCCGCCCCGUGGGGCGGCGCGGACGGCUGGGUCGCGAACAGCAUCAUCUCAGUGCCGAUGGUGCUCCCCGUCCAGCCCGGGGCGCAUACGCUGAAGGUGUGGAUGAUCGAGCCGACGGUGGUGGUGCAGAAGAUCGUCAUCGACACGGGUGGAGUGCAGAAGAGCUAUCUUGGUCCGCCAGAGAGCGACGUGGUCAAGAUCCAGAACUCGUGCGCAACGGAAGCCUUCGUUCUCCCCCAGCUAGCGGAGAAGAUCCAGAAGGCGUGCGAAAUAGCUCGCAACCACGGCUUUCGUUACAUCUGGAUCGACACGUGUUGCAUCGACAAGACCAGCAGCGCGGAGCUCUCCAAAGCUAUCAACUCGAUGUACAACUGGUAUCGCUGCUCGAAGGCUUGCUACGCCUACCUUGUCGACGUUGACGACCGCGAAGAUCCCCAUUACUAUCACUUACUCGGCAGCAUCUGGUUCCGAUUGGAAGUUAUCGGGACGAAGCACCAACUAGCCGACUUCAUCGCGGGCCGCACUCGUAUCAAUGCCAAGAUCCUUCGACACGAGAGUACCCUCACCGAUGUGUGCGUCGCGGAGCGUAUGUUGUGGGCGUCGAGACGACAGACGACCGAAGAGGAGGACAAAGCAUACUGUCUCAUCGGGAUCUUCGGUGUUCACCUCACUCCUAUCUACGGCGAAGGGCAACACGCUUUCACCCGUCUACAGCGCGCCAUCCUCGAGCAGAUUCCCGAUCAAAGCAUCUUCGCAUGGGGAAUACGACCUUCCUUUCCCCUUUCGCUCAACAAGCCUCUUCAACGACGUCAGAUGACGGUGGCGACCAGCGUACAAGUCAGUGGCUACCAGUCGUCCUACCUUCUCGCGGCGUCUCCUCUGGACUUCGAUUGCUCCCUCGACAUCAUUUCUAUCCCUCUACAUACCCUUUCCUUGCGCUUGGGCAUCCACGUCACAUAUCCCGACUACACGACUACGUCAUACGGCAUGCGCACCUCAUUCCCCCUCCUUCCAUUCUACGACGACAACGGCGCCGAGCUCAUGCUGGCCUUUUUGGCAUGCGUAGACGUUACGGGACGUCUGAUCGCUCUCGUCCUUCGCCCUUCACAAUCGCAGUCUUCGAGCGCGGAGAUGUUCGUGGGGGCCAUGUUCCCGCAAAACAGAACGCAAGUGUCCGUGGACGCGACGCGAUUGCACGACACUGGUUCAAGGAUCCUCUCGGACUACUAUCGCCUCAGCCUACCACUGGAAGAGCAAACGAUCUCCCGAGACGCCCACAUCCACCAAGCGCUCUGCAUACUUCAUCCGUCCGAAAGACCGCAAGUUACGCUCGCUCGCUGGUGUACCCCGCUCCUCACCAAGCAAGGCUAUUCCGUGUCCCACCUCAACGAGUAUCACCUCCGGCCACCUGAGUUUACCCUCUAUUACCCCGGUAGCGCGACCGUCAACAUCCGAAUCGAACAUUGCGCAUGCGAGAACGGACGCCAAACGGGUCUUCUCCGCGCUGUCUUAUCUCCAUCAUCUCAUACACAGCAAUCCACAUCCCCCUCCGACCACCGCGGCGGAUUCCGUUUCACAGGUCCACCAAGGUGCCACGACGACCACAUUCAGUCGUGGGAUCUUCGCGACGGCGUUGCUACCAAGACGUUCCCUCUACCCUCAAAAGGAACCACAAAACGUCGUCUCCGUCUUACGCUCAGUCUCACGGAGACGGGGCAUAUCCACUCGAGCAAGACCUACGUUCUGGACAUCGAGGUCCUACACCGUUCGAUCGAUGGCAGGACCGCGUCAGAUAUCGUAUCACACUCUCCGCAAGAUGACAACGACUCUGUGGAGCAGCGCUUCGAGCGGACCCAAGUUGUGCCUCCGAAGACACACGCCGCCGCGAAGGAACGAACCGCGCUCCUAUCACAACACGUUCGCGUUCGGUAG
Messenger RNA from Epithele typhae, 4701 nucleotides. RefSeq lists its product as uncharacterized. The coding region runs from base 1 to 4701 and encodes 1566 amino acids. Lineage: Eukaryota; Fungi; Basidiomycota; Agaricomycetes; Polyporales; Epitheliaceae. The record is from RefSeq and is a predicted model, not a curated record. The transcript is spliced from 24 exons.